Messenger RNA from Drosophila innubila, 1049 nucleotides. RefSeq names its product cytochrome c1 (gene Df31). The coding region runs from base 270 to 857 and encodes 195 amino acids. The transcript is spliced from 3 exons. NCBI's taxonomy places the organism in Eukaryota, Metazoa, Arthropoda, Insecta, Diptera, Drosophilidae. The record is from RefSeq and is a predicted model, not a curated record.
CUCAUUCGGCGUUUUUCUGCGAAACUGUGUGGACGUUUUUCAAAGCGGCAACCAAAAACCCAUCAGGCAUUCAACUUUGAAAGCAGAGAUACCUGAAAAAGUUGUCAAGCAAGAGCAAUUUGCACAAAUUUAUAAAAUUUGCAAAUUUUGUUGAAACUACGUGUUUGAUUUUAAUUAACUGAAAGUCGUGUUUACGUACGCGUGCUAUUUGCAAAAUAUAAAACAACACUUUUCGCGCUUCUCUUUGAAAAGUAAUUCUUAAAAGUAAAAUGGCUGAUGUGGCUGACAAAAAGAACGAAACCCCUGUGGUCGAGAAGGUGGCCGCCGAGGAGGUUGAUGCUGUAAAGAAGGACGUCGUUGCCGCCGAGGAAGCAGCAGCUGAAACACCGACCACCACAGAGAACGGUGCCGCCGAAGAGGAGUCGAGCAGCAGUGCCGAGGGCGCCAAGGAGAAUGGCGCUGAGGCGAGCGCUGAAACUGCUGCUGCACCCGCUGCUGCCGACGCAGCUGAUGCCGUCGAUGCUGAGAAGAAGACGGAAAAGGAAGCAGCAGCAGCAGAAAAACCAGCCGCCAAUGAGGAGAAGAAGAAGGGGGAUGCUGAAGAGAAAACAGCUGAGGCAAAGGCAACCAGCGAGACAGCAGCUCCAGCUGUUGAGAAUGGCGCCGAAGAGACAGAGGCAGCUAACGGUGAUUCAAAAGAUGCGCCCGCCGCCGAAGCUGUGAAGCGAAAGGUCGACGAGACAGCCGCCAAAGCCGAUGAGGUCGUUGCCACGCCGGAGAAGAAGGCGAAGUUGGACGAGGCCAGCACAAAGGAUGAAGUUCAAAAUGGUGCCGAAGCCAGCGAAGUGGCUGCCUAAAGUCGAUGUCGUCUUCGUCGUCGUCGUUGUCGCCGCAUACUACAUAUAAAGUACUAACACACACACAAAAUGUGCUCACACACACCCACACACACACACACAUAUAGCACACAAUGCGUGUGUGUGUUUGUGUGUGUGCGCGCACUUCUUUAAUAACAAUCCUGCAAAGGGAGCGUAGUCUUAAACAAAAAA